Messenger RNA from Rhagoletis zephyria (snowberry fruit fly), 768 nucleotides. RefSeq lists its product as uncharacterized. Lineage: Eukaryota; Metazoa; Arthropoda; Insecta; Diptera; Tephritidae. Gene Ontology annotation, molecular function: nucleic acid binding; zinc ion binding. Gene Ontology annotation, cellular component: nucleus; U12-type spliceosomal complex. The record is from RefSeq and is a predicted model, not a curated record.
UUAUUUGUAUCAAUUCGCCUUGCCAAAUUCGUUUAAAAAAUUUUACACGAGAAAAAUCGUCAAUUACAUGCAACUAAAUGGGUGGUAAAAGUUACUAUUGCGAUUACUGUUGCUGUUUUCUCAAAAAUGAUGUUAAUGUGCGUAAAACACACAAUUCUGGUUUAUCUCAUAAAAUGGCCAAAGUCCGCUAUAUGCGGCGAUUCGAAGAGUCAAGGAAAGUGCUUGAGGAGGAGCGGAACAAGCAGCCUUGCUUUCGCUUUUUAAAUGGCAUGUAUUGCAAAUUCGAUCUAAUGUGCAAUUCAUCCCAUUUCAACGAAGAUCAGCUACAGCACUUACAGAAAAUAGCUGAGCGUGCAGAAAAAACUAGAAAACGAAAAUUCUCUAGUAAAUCCACAAAGGGAUCGGAAAAUAUAGUACAAUUUCCUUGGCAAAGGCCCAAUGUCCGGGCUAAUAAUAAAAAGAGCAGACGCAGGAUCAAACGUCUGCCAGAGUCAUUACAACCCAUUAACUUCAAUCUAAUGAAUAAAGCUUAUCUGGACAUUGAAUGGGGGUAAAAAAAUUUCGGAAAGAUUCAAUAUAAAUAAAUCUAGAUUUAUUCUUUUAUAUUGUAUGUGCAUGUGUAAGUAUGUAAGACAAUAAUCAUAGUUUUUUAUAUCCUAAACAUAUAAAUAUUUUCCGAUUAAUCUUAUAUGUAUUAAUAUUUUUUAGUGCAUAUUAGCAAAGUAAGGUCAAUACAUUUUCCAUUGCACUAUCGACUUUUAAACUCAA